AUUGUUUCAGUAAAGGAAAAAAUGUGAUUUUUCCGCAUUUUAUAUAUUUACAGAGUUCUUUGAGCAUUUGUUAAUUGAAAUAAUUGUUGCAAUGGAAGCUGUAAAGGUCAAGACCAAACAUAAAAAGUCCAAACAAAAAUGUACAGUAAAUUUAGGAGAAACUGCUCCUCUUUGUGAACAGGAAGAGGUGGGUGUUGGGUGCAUUGUAAAAACAGAAGAUGAAGUAAAACCCAAGAGUCACUUUGAGUAUGAUGAUAAAAAUUCAUCAGCUGAAGAAACGGAAAGGCUGCUUCACUGUCAAUCCCCAGAUGUGGAGUCUGUUAAGACAGUUGCACUUUUGAACAAGCUCGAUUUAAAUGAGAAGGACUCCGGUAGUACUGAAUUAGAGGAAAUUGUUGCAAAUGUUGUACCAACAGUACCCGAAUUGGCCUCGACACACUUCCAAAAUCUUAUAUCAAAUCCGCUAAAUGAAAUUGACGAACGUCUUGAAGCGGAAUUAACAGCUAAAGAUGAUAUCGACACUGACAUACAAUUUCCUUACAGUGAUAUUGAAGAUGAAUUUGCAGAUAUGUCCAACAUCCUGUCACAGACUCAGGAACUGCCUUCUUUCACAGAGGCGCAACUGCUCUCUUUAUACAUAAACAAUGAAGUGGGAAGGUGCAAUAACUACAUUGAAAGUUUCAUAGAUGGUGAAUUAAGGGGUGGUAUUGCCCUGCGACACCCCCUUUACGACCUUCUCGCCAAUUAUGUCAAGUUCAGAGAGAAACAGUUUUCAAAUUCUAAAGAAGUUGAAACUUUAAUUCAAGAUAGCAAAAACAUACAGCAGCAAUUGUGGAUUCUAAACAUCACAAAAAUAACUGAAUCUGGAGAGUGCCAAGAUGGAAAUCCAGUUGAAGCAAGUCAUGAAUAUCAAAUUGGAUCUUUUAACACUGAUGUCCUCGCAAAGUUAGUAACAAACCUGGCAACGAUUAGGGAAAAAGUUCAUGAACAACAUGCAUUAUUUACUUAUAGUGUGCAAAUUACAAAAUUAGAAAUAGACAGUUACGUGCAGAAGAUAGCUCAGAAAUUUCCUAACAUUCAGUCAAACUACCCUGUCUCUUUAAUGGAGGAAAACUAUGGAAAAAGCAAUGAACUGUGUCAGGCGAUAUCUGUCCUGUUUCAUUUUCAGAGGCAACACCACAAAGACCAAGGUUUUAUUCAAGAGGCAAGGCAGUGGUUGAGUAACUUGAUCAGCAUCCUGCUCAGGGUAGCUUCCUGGCAUGAUCAUGUUUUCAUUAUUAGUCAUGUUUUGAGGUGUCCAGGAGGUAUGUCAAAGUGGGCAGUUCCUUUUAUUCAAAUACCCCAACCUCCUCCGAAGUGCAUCAACCCACUUGCCUACUUGAACCACAUGAUUGCAAUAAUUUCCAUCAUCGUAUCUCCAAUUAAGGAUAGAGAAUUGUUUCUGUCUCAGCUUGAAAAGUUAAACUCUAAUAUCAAAAGUGAGGAUGUAUGGGUCAUCGUUGACUCGGAGGGUGAGGAGGAAGAAGAAAAUGCGAACAAUUCUCAGGCAAAUUUAAAAGAAAAUGACAUUAUUUCUAUUUUUAAUCAAAUUCCAUUGGACAGUUUAUUUAGACAGACAUUCCUUAUAAUAACAAAUGACAACAAUGAUGUAUUUGCACAAAUAAGUAGCAGCCAUUUAUUAAAGAUAUUUGCAAUAAGCAGAUACUUGAUUAAAAUUUUGGAGCAGGGUAUAAUCACGUACCACUCCAUCAGGUACCAACAAUUUGCAAAAAGACUAGCCAGCAUCAUUUUGCAUAUAGCCCAGUAUACCACUGAUGCCUGGGAAAUUCAUAAGUUCGAAGGUGGUGAGAACAGGGAUGAGAGUUUUAUGGACAGGCUACAGGCCGAAUACGACAACAUAAUUAUAUGCGCAUGUUCUGCGUUUCAAGCGACAGCGCAAAAAUCUGUUCUUCAGUUUCUCAUUUCGCUUCCGUUUGGACUUGUUUCGAUGCACACUCUGUGGAAGCUUUUUCACAUGGUGAUGCAUACGGAUGCCGGAGGAAAACUUUGCAAAAACUAUGCAGAGUGGUCGGCAAGCUGGGAAGAAAAGGUUGUUCACUUUUCCGAUGCCGAGUUAUAUUAUAUUCUCACAUCAGUUUCCAAUAUGGCAUUAUCUAGGAUGUUCGCAGACUGGGUUUUUAUAAAAAUGGUUACCGUAUCCCUCUUGCAAAUUGGGUUCGUCAAUAUUUCAACCAGGGACACUUGUUAUAAAACUUGCAGAUCACUUUUGUCCAACAUGGCUACAAAAUAUCCUUCUUUAAUUACAGUCGUUUUAAAGAAGCUUAGAGUCCUAUUACCUCAAACUGGAAAUCUUAGCCUUUACAUAUUUAAAGACCUCCCAUUGUAUUCCUGGAGGCCGACAGAAGAUGAUUUAAGCCUGCUUGAACAUUGGUUACUUGCGUGCCCUUUGAAUUCCAUCGAGGCGUCCUUAGCAAGAUUCAUUCUGUAUUACAUGAACUGGGGCUUAAAUCCGAACAAUUCUCAUGAGCUCUUUCUUCCUCGAGAAUUCCAUUGCCAAGUGGCACUGUUUGUUGUCAGGUUGUCUAUAAUCCACUGUCCUGAAACUCCAACUUCAGCCCAUUCUACAGUCAUCGCCGACACUAUUAAACAGUUGACUUUUUCAUCGGAUCGUUCUAUCACGGAACAAAGUCUGGGUAUUUGGGUUUGGUCCCUGCUUUUCAAACUCAGAUUGCAUUUAAUGGAUCAACCAGAUGCAUCCAUUGAUUCUGUAAUGAAUCCCUUGCAGAAUGUUUUCACACUUCCUUCGUUGGAAUCACUUCCGAAUGAACUCUCUCCUCUUACGAGAUCCGUUAAAGAAAAAGAAGUAACAGCAAUAUUUGUGUCACUGGUUAUGACAAUGACUGGCCAUAAUUUGACACUAAUUGAACAGAAUGGAUUCAAAAUGAUGAAUGUUUUAAUCCAAUGCCAUCGUUACCUAGCAGUGUUGGUCCUUCUUGAGCACAUCACACCUUUAUUUUUAGGAUCUCAAGAUAACCUUCAUCAAUCUGAAAAUUUUCACGAGAUAAUAAAAGGCCUUCUGACAGCUGACAAAACAUUCGUAAAAUACACUUUAGGUCUCAUUUCAUCAAGUUUUCCUGGCAUAAUACUCAAACAAUUUGGUUUUAUGAUACAAUCUCAAAUUGAGAAUUACCGAAAGAAAUAUAAAUUCCAAUCACCUAGCCCUUUUAUCGAACUUUGGCUGCGGGCAUUGACAAACGUUUGGAUACUGAAUCCCUCUGCUACAACAUACCUUAUGGACAUUGUGUUGAGGGCAGCCUUUUUCCAGACACAAACAAGAGAAAUUGCAAGUGAUAUACUCAUUGAACUACUCCAGCAAAUCAUAGAGGCCUGCCAGAAAGAGGCACAUUUACAUGCUUCAAAGCAGAAGUUUUCUCUGCUUAAUUGGGUCUCUGGCAACAGCAAUGUGACGUCUCUUUUAAAUAAGCCAACACCCGAAACCCCUUGGUUCUCGUUGUUCGCCAUAGAAAUUGAAGAGAAAGUACUCUUCUCGAUGACAAAUCUUUGGACAGAGCUUUUAAUCGACCUAUCAUGCUGGUCAGGCAAAACAACCAUUGAUGCGUCUCUCAAGAGAUGCUGUGCAAGUUUAAAACUGUCUUAUGUACCGUGCAGUACUCUUCCCAUUUAUAGAUGGUCGCAACAAGUCCUGGAAACUCCUGUUGACCAUCCUGUCAUGCCAGUACUGUGGCAAAAGUUUUUUUUCCUCUUCCUGUCAAGGAUGCCGACAACGAGCAGGAAAGAUUUAGGAUCUGUGGGCUUGAAGUUCUUCGAAGGUUCAACAAAUCAGGCCUUGUUGAAAAAGUUGAAAAAAAAGCUGAACGACUGUCAGAGUUUUUUUGAAGCCAAAUGCAACAACCCAACAGAUAUAGUAUCAGAUGAAAAGAAAAACUGGUACAACAAUAUGGCAAAGCUGUAUACAUCAUUCUCAUUAUGGCUGGAUUCUCCAGGACUUCAUGAACCCUCUGUGUUCAUAGCUUCUUUACCUCCGAUGUACAAUAUUAAAAAACUAUCAACUAUUUUCCAGGGGGACAAAUCUUUUUGGUACGAAUACAUUGAUUACGAAGGCGUAAGGGCCAACCAAAGGCAAAGCGUCCUCAACUGGGAACAGUGCACAUACCGGCACCUCAAUUUGAGCUGUAACCCCUUACACUCCCCAGUGGAACCCGAUCCUUUAACAAGAACAGUCAAAAGAUUGCAAAAGUAUGAAUCUCCCUUGCCACCACCUGCAGUUGUAAAUAUCCAAGUUGCCAUGCCUGAAACUUACAUUGAAUCACUUUUUAAUAAAUCACAGCUCUUGGAAAUGUUGAAAGAGCCUUUUAAAUCACUUUCAAGUUUUGCACAGGUCCAUAAAGUUCGCUCAGGUGAGCAUUCAAGCAUUGAUUAUUGUUUAAUCGAGCUUGUUCCGCUUCUUUAUGAUACUGUUGAAACUAACGUGACUCUGCAUGCUGCCUGUGACACGCACAACCCCGGAAUGCAAGUGACCAAUAUGCACUCUCUCAACUGUGCUGGUCCGGCUGUGAUUAGAAUUAAAGUUCCGGAAGUGAGGGUGAACCAACCUGUUGACCUCGCCAUUCACAACAAUAGGGUCGAGGCUCAUAACUUGAUUAAACGUAGUAUGCACCCGUCACCAUUCAAUGUGGUCAUAAGUAGCCUGCAAAUUCAACAAGCUGUCAGGGCACUAGAAGAAAAAUGUAUUGAGCUAAGAAAAAUUGGAGAUGUACAUUUAUUAGAGAGGAUUCAUGAUACAGGUGUUAGCCUGUUUUACCAAUUGACUUAUUUAUAUACAGAAGAAGCCAUUGCUCAUCCACCAAUGAAGCAACUAAUCACGACAUGCAUCGAAAUCCUUGGCAGAUGUUUUGUGAGUGUUGAUGAGUCACAAGGACCCCUACUUCUCAGUAGGGUUUUGGAAACACCAUCGCUGACAUCAUUACUGUCCACUCAUUUUUCACCUACAACCUCUUCGCCCCAAAUUUAUAUUCAACUUUAUCGUACCUUGCUCAAUGCGAUUUCUGCAUCAAAUUAUGAUCUUACAUUUGUCUUUCUGACAAAGUUUGAUAUAGGUCUUUGGAUAGAAACACAAAAACCAAGAUCUUCUGACAGAUCUGUUUUAAUCGAUCUAGUUGGUCAGGCUUUAGCAUCUGCUGGACAAACUCCACAUCAAGAGUUUAUAAUGAUUCAUGAGGUUCUUCGACGGCAAUUUUGUCUGUUGAUGAUGGUCGAAGCACCUCAGCACUUCACACAUUCUUUGUCUGUAGCCUUGAAGUAUUCAGAGUCUCACAGUCUUGCAAUUGAAGUUUGGUACGACAUAGUUAACGCAAUAGUAUGGCAGACUGGAGUUCAGUUCAGACCUCAUUCUACCUUGGCGCAAGUGGUUGGAAAUAUGGCAAAGUUUGCAGUUGAUCAAACAGUCAUCACCUUGCAUGAGGCAAUAGAAAUAUCAAAUUUAAUAAGUGACUAUUUCCAAUCGGAACGACUCCAAUAUGGUCUUUACGGUCUGUAUCCCAAGUACAGGGUGUACAUAUCUCCUCUUACAACUGUUCUCGGUACCAUCAGCCAUGCCCUUAUUAUUCUCACUAUAAAGAAAAACGGAAUAGGAAACAAUUUCAAAGUUGGAACGGAUAUAUGGCAACACUUUAUUAAUAUGUAUUCUCCUUGGAUAUGCCCUUACUAUACAAAAAACAUGACACAGCCGACAGCAACUUGGAUACAGCAACUAACAGAUGAUCGUUCUAUUUUGCUCCCCUGGAUCAGCACAGAUUCAGGCCAUGCUCAUAAGGUCUUAGCCAUCUUUACCGAAUCUAUACGUUUCUUUUUAGAUUCAGUUCAAGGAACAAACGAUAUGUUCAGUCAGCUCUGGCAGUAUUACGUCAACUUUUAUGCCAAUCCCUCAGUACCUGAACACGUUCUCAGCGUUGUUAAUGACAACUUACUGUCCUUGCCUUGGAAUAAGUUCUUUCCUUCUUUGUUGGACCUGGAACUGAUGCUCAAAGUUUCAGAUACCUACGUACCUUUUUGUCACACUCUGCUUGGUGCAAUUUUUAUCGAGAUACCCUGGCUUUCAUGGCUUGACACGAUGACCAGUUGGAACGAGCAGAAUUCAACUAAAAUUUUAUCAUCCUUCCUUCAUCUCAUUAUAAAACUUUCAAAUGAACCUAAUGUCAGACAAUCAGGCAAGAUUCUAGAUUUGUUACGGACAAGCAAGUCUUUUCACUGGGAGCAUGUGGAUUUCCCUAGUUAUGAAUCUGUUGUUAAUUGGUUUGUGAUGAGCUACGAUCCAAGGGUGAUUCUCAAUCUCGAGGAAGAAGGAAACCAGAUCGACCAUGCAGUCAUGGAAUUGCUCAGGUACGCAGCUGGCUUUGUGCACGGUGAAUCAUGUUACCACAGCUCUACACCUAGCAAACGGCAGGUUUAUGUCAGGGGAUGUAUGAAGAUGAUAGUUUCCUGCUUAAGUAAAUACAAGUCAUUAGUAAUGUCUAACCAGGGAAAAGUACAAGGAGCUAUCGAAGAUAUAUUGAUCAUUAUUAACACCGUUGUGCCACAGUCUGGAGGCAAUCAUGCCGAAGCCGGACUUCACAUCGGUGAAGUUUUAACACUUGUGAACUUAAGUAGUGGGCCGCUACCAAAGCUCUCGUCUGACACAAUAGUCUCAUGGGUGUCAAAAAGAGGUGACUGCAUCGUAUCAUCAGCGUUACUGCGGACCCUCGGUACCACCCUCGAGCCCGCAGCUCCACUUGGGGAAAUAUUAGAAUCAGUCCUUGAAGCUGCAUUCAAUGAUAGAAGUGGAGGAGGGUGGAACGCCAUGAUCUCAUAUUUUCAGGAGCCUGUGCCGCGUAGACCUUCGCCAGAAGAGGCUUUCUCGUCCUCAGGACACCUUCUUUCACUCUAUUUGCUUUUGAAUAAACAGCUAGCUACCAUAUUUGAUCUUGAAGGAGAAGCGGUAAUUUUCAGCGGACUUGUAAUGAGUCUUGCAUCAUUAAAAGAAAAUCCUGAUUUGGAGACAAAAAUUGUGCCCCUAUUUCAUCUGUGCCUUGUGAUGGCGUCGAGGUUGGCUGAUGAAAAGCCGCAGCUUGUAGAAAAACACCUUAAAACUCUAGUCCGCACAGCUGAUAACUGGGCCGAGUACAAGCCAUCAUGGGGUUUUCUAGGAGCCAUCGGAAUCAAGAAACAACCAUUAUUAUCAAACAAGUGCAAGCUGCUAUGCAGUAUAUUUUCUACUUUGGUAUUGUGCCAAUUGCCAGAGCGAAAGGGCGAGCUGCCCACCGACCAGUUACCAUAUAUCCGAACUACGCCACACUCGCCUGGUGGCUUGACUUCAAACAACAUGGAGUUGGGCCUGAGCAACGAAGCUAUAAAAACAAUGGCCACGCUCACAAACAUGCAGAAGGACAAAAUCUACUUCGACAUGCAGCACAUAAUUGACAUUUCAAUAACGUUUAUAAGAAAAACGGACAACUCUUUGCAUAACGCCCACCAACUUUAUCUGCGGGUGGCUAAGUUGCUCUACAAUGAAGUCAGAUUUAUCCAAAGCAUUACUCUUGGUACUUAAACUAAGACAACCUUGUAAAUAUUUUACCAAGACAUUUUUAUAGACUGUAUGUUUUUUUUUUUUUUAACUUUUGUGGGGGUAAUCUUAUCUUAAACCUUUCUGGGAUUUGAGGACUUAUUUUAAUGGACUUGAGACUGGAGUGCAUCAUGACAAAUUUAUGAUUGCCAUUGCUGAGAAUAUUAUCAGCAAUUAUACCUGGUGCAAUUACCUAUUUUAGAGACCUUAUGCUUUCAACUGUGGCCUUAACUCUUAAGAUUCUCCUUGGGGUGAAACUUUUUGAAUAAGCAGUUAUCAAAUCCAAAGUAUAAAAUAUUAUCACUUUAAUACUAAAAUAUAAUUUUUAAUUGUAAUAACCAGAUUUUAUUAUAAGACACUUUCCAGAUCAGAACACUGCUGUUAUGAACCUGACAGUUUUAAUUUAGGCUAUUUCAGAAUUUUGCAUGUUAAAACUUCCUCAUUUUUGCUUGUUGCAUUUGGUAUGCAGUUGUAAAAUGAAUAAAAGAGAAAAAAAAAUUUUAAACCUGUUUUUUAUUUUUGUGAAACAGCUCUAACAAAUUUUUAGCUUAAAAAAGGGAGAGUUUAUAUAAAAGAACAACUAUAAACAAUUGUUUUGGCUUGUGAUAUUUUAUCUGUUUAUUUUAAAAAAAUUAGCAUAUUUAGUAGAAGACUUAGCAGUUAAUGUUAAACUACUUACUGUGUUAGUGUCAACAUUAGCUGUAAAUAUUUUAUUACAGUCCCAUGUAUGGUAAACAUUUUUACCUACUUUCAAUGAUACCUUGUUUUAAUUAAUUAGUUUAUUUUUUAUAAUUGUUUACUGUACCCAUCAGUUCUAGUCAGGCGAUUUUUAUAUUCUAACUAUUGUGAUAAUAUUUAUAGUUUAUGAUUUUUUUUAAUGAUUAAGAACUGUUUCUGUUUUUAUUUUUGUUUUGUUUUUGUACCAUUACCAAUAUUUACAGUACUGGUUGAAAUAUAAAACAAGGACAAUUAUGCUGUAUUUUUUUAAAUUAAAUAUUAGUAUUUUUUUUUCAUGAUUAUCUAAGAAUUGUUUCUGUUUUUAUUUUUAUGUUGUAAAAUAAAUAUAUUGCAGUUGUGAUGUGGACAUUUUGCUUUUGUACCAUUACCAAUAUUUACAGUACUGGUUGAAGUAUAAAACAAGUAGAAUUGUACAAUAUUAUUUUAAUUAAAUAUUAGUUUUUACAAAUAAUUAAAUUUAUUCAAAUACUAUAAAAUUGUAUUGUUUUAUUGAGAUUUUGUGGUUAUAAAUGGAAAGCUUGAAAAGU
Messenger RNA from Cimex lectularius (bed bug), 8883 nucleotides. RefSeq names its product ectopic P granules protein 5 homolog (gene Epg5). Gene Ontology annotation, cellular component: cytoplasm. The record is from RefSeq and is a predicted model, not a curated record. The transcript has 39 exons. Lineage: Eukaryota; Metazoa; Arthropoda; Insecta; Hemiptera; Cimicidae. Gene Ontology annotation, biological process: autophagosome maturation. The coding region runs from base 92 to 7603 and encodes 2503 amino acids.